CUUGGUUUAAACUGCUGCCAAAACUCUUAUAGUUUGUACCACUUCUGGAAAAGACCCUGGGGACCAGCACUGGAAUCCUUUCUAUUGAUUGGCUGGUUAAAUAGAGGCCUAUUAGAUUCAGACAGGCUAGAUUGAUUAUACAGCAGCAGAAGGAGCUUAGACUCAGAGCUGAGAGAGCAAGAGAGGGAGAGAGUAUGUACUAUAGCAUCAGUAUGUGACUGCUGGUGCCUGAUAACACUGAUACCUAGCUCCCUCAGUGGACAACUUACUGAGCUACCUUUUUCCUUCACGAGAGGAUGCGAGCCUCAAGCUUGUGCAAGCGAUGAUAGACUGGACCUUGGAAUAGUUCAUUUUACUUAUCUCCUAACAAGCUGCAUCUCUGAAGAAGAGGUUCAUUACUGAAAACAAAAAUUUGCCCUCUCCCACUAAACCCACACAGCAUUGAUGAUGUACACAGUUUGAUCCUCCAGGUUAAUUCUGGACACCAUAUUUGGGCCAGGGAAGGAAUAUUGCAGCAGAUUGGCUCGGCCUCAAGAAUGUGGGAAGGUUUUGAUUUCCACUCUGCACUGGCCCCUCAAGAACUUUGUGAAAGUUUGUGAGCCUUCCACAUCCACCCCUUGAUAUCUUCAUGGGAGAUGCUCAAGAUUGUUUAACCAACAUGCAUUUCUGAGCUGUGGGCUACUCAUCAAAUAAAAGGCUUUUAACAUUUUUGGUCAGGAAAACAGAAUGCUUAUAUUCUAUACUCUUUGAGGCCGGGAAUAUUUCAAAAGAGAAGACAUUUUGGAACAACAGAGGGAGAUUCUAAAAAAGGUUGCACCAGAGGCUCACAUCAAAAUUCAUAAGGCCAGUGCAACAAAUGCAAGAGCUGAAGACGAAAAGACAGCUGAGAAAAUAAUUCUCUGGCGAAAUUAAGAUACCUGUGUGUUUGAGCAUUGCAGAAGCAGUAAGAUUGGCUUGGCAGAUUGAGUGAGAGAAGGGAAGCACACAGCUACCAUUGGGCAGUAUAAAAUGGUUGGCUGUGGCAGUCUAUUGUGAAGACCUCGGAACAAAUACCAGAAAUUUCUCCACUCAGUUCUUCAUGAUGUAAAUGCAGUGUGACCUUUCCCCAGUGGGCAGUUAAACCAUGGACAUACUAAAAAAAAAACAUUUUGGACUGUUUUUCUAAACCAGGCUUCACCUUCCCUCUCGGGGACCUAUUAAGGGAUUACAUCUGAAAAGAAAAGCAAAAGAGAGAAGGAAACAUUGAACUGGAAAGUUAUCCUACAAUGAGAAUUAUGAGCACAUCUUGUAUCUGCCCAGUCCUAGUUUGUCUCUGUUUUGUGCAGAGGUGUUAUGGAGCUGCUCAUCAUGGCUCCAUCAAGGUGACCAGAAAUCAAACCAAACACAUAGAAGGUGAAACAGAAGUGCACCAUCGUCCCAAGCGUGGAUGGGUAUGGAACCAGUUCUUUGUUUUAGAAGAACACCUGGGACCAGAUCCCCAGUACGUGGGAAAGCUACACUCCAAUUCUGACAAAGGUGAUGGAUCAGUCAAGUACAUCCUUACUGGAGAAGGGGCUGGAACUAUAUUUAUUAUUGAUGACACUACCGGAGACAUCCAUUCAACCAAAAGCCUAGAUCGAGAGCAGAAGACACACUAUGUGCUGCAUGCUCAGGCUAUUGACAGACGGACGAACAAGCCACUCGAGCCUGAAUCAGAGUUCAUUAUCAAAGUGCAGGACAUCAAUGAUAAUGCACCAAAAUUUACAGAUGGACCUUACAUUGUUACUGUGCCAGAGAUGUCUGAAAUGGGUACCUCUGUUCUACAGGUGACAGCUACAGAUGCAGAUGACCCUACCUAUGGGAACAGUGCCCGGGUGGUAUACAGUAUUCUUCAGGGACAGCCAUACUUCUCUGUUGACCCUAAAACAGGAGUCAUCAGGACCGCCUUGCAUAACAUGGACAGGGAAGCCAGAGAGCAUUAUUCUGUUGUCAUUCAAGCCAAAGAUAUGGCUGGGCAGGUCGGAGGGCUAUCAGGGUCAACAACUGUAAAUAUCACACUCACUGAUGUCAACGACAAUCCACCAAGGUUUCCUCAGAAACAUUAUCAGCUGUAUGUUCCUGAAUCAGCCCAAGUUGGAUCAGCAGUAGGCAAAAUCAAGGCAAAUGAUGCAGAUGCUGGCUCUAAUGCAGACAUGAAAUACACGAUCAUAAAUGGUGAUGGCUCUGGAGUGUUUUCCAUAUCCACUGACAAAGAGACACGGGAAGGAAUUAUUUCCCUGAAGAAGCCACUCAACUAUGAAAAAAAGAAAUCGUAUACACUUAAUAUAGAAGGAGCAAAUACACACCUUGAUUUCCGUUUUUCACAUUUGGGACCAUUUAAAGACGUAACAAUGUUGAAGAUCAUUGUUGGGGAUGUGGAUGAACCUCCACUGUUCUCUAUGCCUUCCUAUGUCAUGGAAGUUUAUGAAAAUGCGAAGAUUGGGACUGUUGUCGGUACAGUGGCAGCACAAGAUCCUGACAGCGCUAACAGCUUAGUAAGGUAUUUCAUUGACCAUAAUACAGAAGAAGAUAGGUAUUUCAUCAUUGAUGCUAACACUGGAACCAUUAAGACUGCCAAGAUCUUUGACAGAGAGGAAACGCCUUGGUACAACAUCACAGUUGCUGCUUCUGAGAUAGACAACCCUGGCCUGCUAAGCCAUGUUCCAGUUUAUAUUAGAAUCCUGGAUGUCAACGACAACCCUCCAGAGCUUGCCAGAGAAUAUGAUGUAGUUGUCUGUGAGAAUGCAAAGCCCGGGCAGGUCAUUCAGACUAUCAGUGCCACUGACAAAGAUAACUCUGCAAAUGGGCCAAGAUUCCAUUAUUCUCUUGAUGAAGGCCUUUCUUUGAAUCCCAACUUUACCCUAAGGGACAAUGAAGAUAACACAGCCAGUAUCCUGACCAGACGGAGGAGAUUCAGUCGAACUACUCAAGAUGUCUACUACCUCCCGAUUUUGAUUUCUGAUAGUGGAAUCCCUUCUCUCAGCAGCAGCAGCACCCUUAUGAUCAGGGUCUGUGCAUGUGAGAGAGAUGGGCGCGUUCGGACCUGCCAUGCCGAAGCUUUCCUUUCCUCAGCUGGUUUGAGCACAGGAGCCUUAAUUGCAAUUCUGCUCUGUGUCAUCAUUCUUCUGGCAAUUGUGGUCCUUUUCAUUACAUUAAGACGCAGCAAAAAGGAGCCCCUGAUCAUUUCCGAGGAGGAUGUUCGGGAAAACGUUGUCACGUAUGAUGACGAGGGUGGUGGAGAGGAGGACACUGAAGCGUUUGAUAUCACAGCCCUGCGGAACCCAUCAGCUGCUGAGGAGCUGAAGUAUCGGAGGGAUGUGCGUCCUGACGUGAAGCACGCACCUAGGCACCAGCCUUCUUCAAGCCUGAACAGUAUAGAUGUUCAUGAAUUUAUUAAACAAAGAUUGGCAGAGGCAGAUCUCGAUCCCAGUGUGCCUCCCUAUGACUCCAUACAAACAUAUGCAUAUGAGGGUCAUAGAUCAGAAGCUGGAUCUAUCAGCUCUCUGGAUUCAGUCACUACACACUCUGACCAGGAUUAUAAUUACCUUGGUGACUGGGGACCAGAGUUUAAGAAGUUAGCUGAACUCUAUGGAGAAAUAGAAUCAGAAAGAACAACUUAGUUACCAUUCCUGGAACAAGAAGUGUUUUAGUUCCCAAACAGGAGAGAGAACCUCAGCAGCGGUAACAAGAAAUGAAUACAGUACUUGGAACUGAGCAAGGUGUACACAGUUACUGUAGAAACAAGUGCCCUUUUCAUAUUUGAAACUGGGUUCUUCAACUGGAAGAAAAUCAAAUUUUGAAAAAUACAGAAAAAAAAAAAGAAACGAUUGUCCUUUGUGUAUAUUUUUUAAUUGCUCAAUAAAGUCUGUGAUACCAUAUCCAUAACAAUACCUAAAAUAAAUGAAGCAAUGACAUUUUUAUUGCAAUAUAUUUAAACAUACCAGAAAACAGUAAGUCUAUGGUGGUGCCUGUUUGUGAGGAUAGUUCACUGGAGAGCUUAUGCAGGCAGUUGUGACAUUGCACUUCAAGCUCUGCACUAGGAUUGGGAUCCCAAACUGAGAUAACCAAUGGGGAUUGUUACUGUUAUACUAAACACCAACAAUCCAUUCCUUUACAGAAGGGAUACAUUGGAAUUAUCCACGCAAAUGGCCCUUUGGUGGGCCCCUAUUAGUAGUACAUUGAAUCUUAUUGAAACAUCAGGCUGCAGUGCAGGUAUGCAGUUUUAUUGUGCCCUCCCCUAAUCUAUUUCUCGAUAACGAACUAAUGGAGAUAGGAGGUAACUGGCUGCCUGCAUAGAUGUGCAUGCAGCCCAUAUCACAAGACCUGCACUGUUAUUGAGUGGUGUAGAAGCUGUUGUUUCCAUUGUCUGUUUCUUUUUUUUUCUUUUUUUAACCUUUCCACAGGGACCUUGUUCCUCUAAAUGGAAUGGUAUGGAAUAUUCUCUGUGCAGUGAAGCAGAUGAGGCAUAGGCUUUCUCAAUAAAAAGAACCGCGGCAGUACAUUUUAACCUAUGCAGUAGUUUGGGUCACUGUGAAUCCUUAGCGGUCAGUGAAUGAAGCUAACUAGGCUUACAUUCCUCUGUGUCCAGGGGCUCCAAUGGUCAAUUUGUGAUGCUAGGGAUCUCCUAUGUCAUAUUUAUUUUGCAUGUGUUACCAAAAGAAAAAUAGACCUGCUGGUAUGAUGUUAACUGAAUGUGGAAAACUGAGACAGCAAGGAAUUUAAGACAAUGCUCCUAUGUUGUUGUUUUUUUAAUGAUAGUUAAAUUAAUUAUUAUUGCCCCAAAUGCUGAAGGAUCUUAGAAGUAUCUCCCUCCAAGCUCAGCAAGGUUUUUUACUAAUUUAAAAUCUGAUGGGUACACAAGUCUAUUAAAAUCAAUGGAGGUGGAAAAAAAUUGUAAUGUAGAAGUGCCGUUACUGGGGUACAUGUAAGUUGAGUAAAUCAAGAUAUUCAGUUUCUAAUUGUUUAUCAUUGUGGAAUUUGCUUUUUCAGCAUUUUAACACUUAAUCCAACUUCCCACAGUUUUUCGAUGGCUAGUGUUUUUAAAGUAAGUUUCUUCUGCUCUUCAUCUUUCUCACGCUCAGACUAUAAAAGGAUCAUGAUCAUGAUUAAUGAUCUUUAAGGUACAACCCAGCAUUAGGAGCAGUGUGGAGCUGCAUAGGCCCUUGGGGAGCUCCAGUUGAAUUCCUUCCCAAGAUAGGAGUGGCGGAAGCACCCUAAAAGUGUGUGUGUGUGUGGGGGGGGGGUGGCACAGACAUCCGAACGGUCUGGCCCCGCCUCCUAUGCCACGCUGCCACCCGCACCAUCCUUGCACCACCCCUCUUCCCCAAGCCCCCGCCAUCACACUGACCCUUCUGCCAAGACCCAGCCCCUGCACGACCUCUUCCCCUGAUGCCCUGCUUCUGCACCACCACUUCCUACCCCGCUCUGGUACUCCUGUCCCAAGCUCCCUAUUGCACAGGGGACGACUGGCUGCUGCUAUGCUACUCUAUACCAGUCCUGUUCUGCUGGUAGUUGUGGAGAGGUGGAAAAACCAUAAUCUCACCUCCUCCCCACCCUUCCCUGCACCUUUGGGCUGCUGUAUGCUCUCUGGUGAGUAGAGACAGAAGCGCUUCUAGACUGUCCUACCGAGCAAGGACCUCAGUUGUAUAUGGCCUUUACACGAGCCACAUAAGGCAAUUGGAAGGCUCCUUAGGACCCUUCUUCCCUACACCACAGCUGAACAAGGGCCAGUCACAGAUUGGACCCUAAUGAUCAGUUCACACUUAACAUUACUUUAGAUUUCUUGAAUUUUUUUGCCAGCCCCUCAUGAAAUUAUUGAAGAGUGCUUUCAGGUUUACAUGGCCUACUGGGCAAAUGGGCAGGAAGCUCACCCAUUUUGAAAGAGAACUGAAGAAGAGCUCUGUGUAAGUUCGAAAGCUUGUCUCUCUCACCAGCAGAAUUUGGCCCAAAAAAAGAUAUUACCUCAUCCACCUUGACACUUUGAGAGAAACAUUUAAAACUCCUUUAAGCUAUUUGCUGCAGCACUUCUCACAAACUCUUAUUAGGCACUUUCUCAUCACCUCCUACUCCCAAGUACAACAAGCAAAUUUUUUAAAAAAAAUAUUGAUGUGCUAAAAUGAAUUUGAACUCAACAAGAGUAUAUAAAAGCAUAACAGUUGUAACAAGACCUGUUUGGGAGGAAAAGUGGAAAAAAAUACAAAAGUAAAUUUUCUCUCUCUUUUUUUUUUAAGUUUGAAGUUCAAAAUUUCAACGGGAUUUGAAAAAAAAAAAAAUAUUGGUCUACUUUACUUGUAAUUUGAGGUCUAUUUAGUCCGGCAUCCUGUCUCAAUUUGCAGGAUGUCUCAGAAGAGAAGUCUUCAUAGGAUCUCAUUCAAGCUGACAUUCCUGUUCAGGGCAGUACUAAAAUAUGUGCUUAAUAUAAAGUGAUUUCAGUGGGAGUUAAGCACAUGCUGAGUCCAUGGAGCACAUGUUUAUGUGCUGUCCUGAACUGGGAUGGACUUAAGCAUGUGCUUAGGUGCGUUCCUGAACUGAAGCCAUAAUUUAUUCAGUGAUGCAAUAACUGAUGUAGAGACAUUUCUUCCGGACUUAAAUGAUGAUCAGUUUAUGCCACCAUGCUAUUAUUUGUAUAGCACCAGUAGAGUGCUAGGGUAAGGAAAUCACUCUGAGACAAAAGCUUUCAAAAGCUAUAGUACCCAUGUUCCCUUAUAUUUUUUAUUACAUCUGCUCAGAAACUAUCCUUCAUUAUUAUAUUACAGUUGUGAGAUAUGGAAUCUAGGGAAGUUUAAUCUGAAUACACCUUCCCCUCUGCCCCCAAAGAGGAGAAAUGAAUUGCAGUUUGAGUUUUGUGCAAUAUUUGAAAAGGUUCUUUUGUAUUAAUUGCAUCAUAGAUACAUGAAGGUUUAAAGCCAAAUAAAAGUGAAGCUUAGUGACACAGGCAGACGGAGUUUCCUAAUGCUCAUAUUUUGACAUUGAGAGAAAGGGGGCACAUCUCAGAAGAAGAGAAAUCCCUGUUUGACCAUUUGUAAUGUUCCAUAUACCAUUGCUGCUAUGCUACACGUAUACUGUACACAGGACGUGUGGAAUUCUGAGGUGUUUAAAGUGCAAAUUCCGCUGUGGGGUUAUUGGGACUCUGCUUCACUGAUGCUUCUGUGUGCUCGCUUUGCUAUCGCCUGGCAACUAUGAUCUCCAAAUGUGCUUUUAUAUCAUGAUAAGUCUGCAUGCUAUGCUUACUGUCUUUUACUCAAAUAAACAUCACAGUGCUGUAUUGUUUGCAUGACAAAGAGCAGAAUACCAAAUCUUCGGAGCCACAGAGAAGGAUCUCAAGGUGGAGAUCAAAUAGGUUUGCCAGAGUUCCCCUCAUUACCUUUCCAUUUUACCCUUGAUUUUCUUGUCCCAGGAACAAACUACAACUAUACUUGAUGCUUUCUGUGUUAACAUAAUUAAACUGAAAGAAAAAGCUAACUCUGUGUGUCAUAGAAGCCAUGAUCAUUUUGUCACACUACUGAUUUAAGCAAAGGUUACAUGGAGUGAAAAUAUUGUGUUAAAAUCUUUUCUAGUUGCGGUUGAGUCUGAUUCUAUAGACUGCACUUAAAUCUUUCUUGGAUCACUUGUAUUAGUCAUUUUUUUGAACAAUUUACUCUGAGCCCAAACAUUAAUUCUAUUGCAGCUCUGCCAGCUUAAGCACUGGAAUCUGCUCAACUUUUCCUAAAGCUGGAUGAUCCUGAAUCAGAAUAAAGCUAUCUGGGUAUAAUAAUAGUUAAGUGCCACCUUACAGGGGUUACUUAAGCCUUACUAAUUAUUUCUGCAAAAGCUGGCUGAUAUUUACAUCCAACCAAUUAAUCAUAUUAAUUCAAACAAGUCUUUUUUGUUUUCAAGGUGCUGGGUGAGGGGAAAUGAUCAGCGCAAAUACAGGGGGAAAGAAUAGAAUCUAGAAGUGCACUGUCAGGUUAAAAAUCACAAAGCUUGAUCCAAUGCCUAUUGAAGUUAAUGGAAAGAUUUUCAUUGACACAUUGGCAUGGCCGGCAUUACGGGGUAGGAAGCAGGGUAACUGCUUGGGGCCCCACACUACAGGGGGCCUCAUGAAGCUAAGUUACAUCAUCUCUACAGAGUUACUAUGGGUAAAUGUAAUGCGAGUAUUACAGUAAUUUAAUCUCUUAAAGUGGAAAAAAAUCAGACUGAAGCAGAGGUUUUGAAACUGUGUAGUGUGCCUCUGUAGGGGGUGGGGAGGGGUGAGCGGCCACAGCAGGUGGCUCAGUCUUCAGCCCUGGGCAGCAUGGCUCGAGCUUCGGCUUGAGCGGAGUUGGGGCCCACUCCUUAGUUUCUGUCCUGGGCUCCAGCGAGUCUAACGCCGACCCUGCAUGUUGUGUUGUUGGAUUUGGCAAGAAAUCAGUUUCUUUAUCAGUGCUACUAUUAACACCUUGGAUGUGUUUUAAACUGAAAAAAAAAACAAAACAAAAAACUAAAAGUCCAAAAUAUUUUCCAUUCUCUAAUGUGCUUUGUUUACUUUUAGCAUUGAAACAUGAAAAUCAUUGUAAUCCGUUUUGCUUUCAGAUUUGAAGUUGCUCCUAUGUUUGAAUUGCAAAUACUGCAGGGUAAUACUCAUUGCUAUAACAACUAUUUCUAUUGGUACUUAAAAAAAUGCAAUGUUUCUGUUGUUCUUGGGCUUUGUAAAACCUCAUUUUACAAAAUUUUAAUGUCAACCAAGUUGGAGUUAACUGUGUCCUGUAAACUCCUCUAGACACUGUCAUACAAAAGAAUAAUGAAGGAAACUUUAAAAAUCUAGAGAAUAGCAAAUUGUGCUGCAUAAGGUAAUUGUUUUGGGAUUGCAGUGUACUCGGGAUCUUGUACUUGCCAUUCAUAUAAAAUAGCACAAUGUAUUCUGAGGAACAUUAAAAGCAGCAUUGCAAGUAUUAGAUCAUUCUUACUUUUCCAAAGUCACCAAAUAUAUAUAUUUUUUUAACAAAAGAGAAAUGUUAAAAGUAUAAUAUUAUACUGAAUUAGGUUACAAAUACCUCCUUAAGCAAGUGUUACCGUUAGAGAUUGUUACAUUUUUCUUUGAAUAAACAAA
Molecule: messenger RNA, 9085 nt
Organism: Trachemys scripta elegans
Lineage: Eukaryota; Metazoa; Chordata; Testudines; Emydidae
Gene: CDH18
Product: cadherin 18
Exons: 18
Coding region: 1266-3638 (790 amino acids)
Biological process (GO): multicellular organism development; calcium-dependent cell-cell adhesion; homophilic cell-cell adhesion
Cellular component (GO): adherens junction; catenin complex; plasma membrane
Molecular function (GO): calcium ion binding; cadherin binding
Source: RefSeq, a predicted model, not a curated record